This is a messenger RNA of Caenorhabditis auriculariae, 5470 nucleotides long. The record is from the annotation of a GenBank genome assembly. NCBI's taxonomy places the organism in Eukaryota, Metazoa, Nematoda, Chromadorea, Rhabditida, Rhabditidae.
AUGGGAAUUCUCGUUGUGUGGUGGAAAUUGGUUGCUGUCCAAAAAAGUUCUCUACUUGUUUAUCAAAACGAAAGUGUUGAUUACAUAUCUUCACAACAAACAGGAAUUUUCCGAAAGGAGGGUUUGCUGGAAAAAAUAUUAAACUUUUUACGAUUUUAUUUCAUUUUCAGACUUGUUGUUUCAGUUCACAGGAUCCGUAGGUUCUAGUCGUUUUGAACAAGGUUUUCUGUUUUCCUUUUGUUUAUAUUGAUAUAAGAGUUUUAAAGCUUUUUUUCAGAUUUUCAAUCAUUUUUUUCUAUCAAUGGCUUCUAAUUAAAAAAACAAACGAUUUUCAGACAUCGAUGAGUUUAAAAAACACACGUUCAGUGCGAUGUUCGAUUGAAAUAAUCGAGAUAAAUGGAUUGGAAAAGUUUUUACUUCUAAUUUCGCCUUUUCAUGAUUAUUUGUUUUCAGAGAUGAAAAACCGUUUCUUCUUCCAAGAUUUGAUUUUUCAAGUCCAGACGACGAAGUUUUCUUUGUAGAAGGUCAAUCCUUUUUUGUAAAAUCUCAGGUUCAUCGCGAAUGUUAAAUUUGAUUGGAAAAAAAAUUUUUAGAUGGUUUUUUUCUGCAUUGUCCAGCUCUCAGGAAACUUCUCAGUAAACUGAGAAACGGACGGAAAAAGGAAGUUGACAGGGAAUUCGGCGUCAAUGAACGACAAAUCGGUGGAAUCGAGCUGAAUGACGUCACAGCCGAGGAGUUUCGUCAUUUUUUGAACGCAAUAUACGCCUCUCGCGAUGGAAUUUGUGGUGAGUUCACUUCCAAACCUUUUUUGGCAAUUUCAUUUUUAUUUUGAGCCGAAAGUGUUAGAGCCGUUCUGAAACUGGCUGACAUGUACGAGGCGACAGUUCUUUUUCCCGAAAUGCGAACAUUUUUCUGCGAUCCGAAGAAGGGAAGAAAAAUUGGUAUCGCGCAGCGUUUGCACUGGGCCGCCCAAUACCGUAUGAAAAAUCUCCAGGUAGCGGAUCCUGCUCUGAAAAAGAGAAAAGACUUCAGGAAGACUUGUACAAGUCGAUGAACAGCCUCCACAAGUUGGCCAAGUUGAGAGAAAGCCCUGAAUGGAUCAACAUGUGCGAAGCCGCCAAGACUCAAUUAAUCGCAUUUUUCUUUCGCCUUGAAAAAUCAUUCUCACAUCAAGUUUCACGUUUUCUUUAUGUUGAUUCUUGUUGGACUUCUUUUUCUGUUAACAGAUACUCAAAAUUUUUAUUGAUUGUUUUUUUUUUCUUUCAAAAAGAAAAGCUCUGAUAGUUGGUCGAGGUGAUAAUUUUGAGAUUUGAAAAAUUAUUCUCAUUACAUUACCUUCUACUUCAAUUUCUUCUUAAUACGCUUUUUUGCUUUCAUUGCUCUCAAAGCAGCCUUUUUCAAACUUCCAUAUGAAUAUAUUGUUAUAGAGUUUCGUUUCCUGUAUUAUUACAUUAUAAAUUUUACUGUUUUAAUAAGCUGUAUAUAAUCUUUUUUGUCGGUUUCAUUCGCGAGACUUACCUUUUUUGUGCGAGAAAAGACAUUUUGCGACCAUGUUUCAGAUGAGCGAACCGUCCACUUCUGUGUUUGUUGAUGUAAAUCCUUGCCUUGGAUCUUUAAAGAAAUUGCUUUUAAGAUUGGAACGACAUACAAGCCUGCUGUGACAGCUUUUUAUCGUCAUAAUCUGCCAUGGUUGGUCGAAGAAUGAUUCAUUUAAUAUUAAUGGUUGAAACAAAUAUUUCAAAAGGUCUGAGCUGAAUAAAGAAGUCAACAGGUAAAAUAGCUAGAAAGAUCUUUCGUGGUAAUUUUCGUUUAUUGGGAGAAAAAGAACAAUUCAAACUUGCACUUUUUUGGGAAAGCCACAACGUAUUUCGAUGGAACUUCUUCCUAUGUUACCGAUUUGUCUUGUUGCCCCGAAAAUCCUUCGCCUGACUGGAAUCUGGAGGCCAGCGUCAAAGUUCAACUCAUCAGUAAAAUUCCUAUAGCGGAAACUACGGUCAGUUUUUUAAAGUUCGGAGCGAAGUCUCUCAUUGGCUGGACACGCCCGUUUUUUUAAACUUUAGUCAGUCAGAAACGUUUUCAAGACGAAUUUGUUGUCAAUAAUUAAAACUUGAUCAUUUUAGAAAGUAUGCUCAUUCGACUCGGAAAACAAAACAGAACAGUUCACUUUAAAACAGGUUAGUGCUCCAGAAUUUAAUUCGAUGCCGUGCUCAAAAUAAUCUCGCAAAACUCAAAAUUGUCGUCGGAAAGGGCAUACCUAUUGGGGUGAGGGAAGGUGAGGCGUCAAAAUUUCUGCAUUUACAAAAAAAAAUAAAUGCGCGCUCCGGAUAGAAUGACGUCAUAAAUUAAAUGAGUGUUCAACGUUAAUAACUCGUUUGUUAGGUCGUCUUUGGUUGCGUACUUGAGAUUUCAGUUUUCGUGCCAAAAAAAAAAUUUUUUUUCGACGUUUCUCUAUCCCGUUUGAGAUCGCCGUGGAAAAAGGAUAAAUAAACUUGGGGAGUCAGAGAUAUUUAUGAGUUUUGUGGAAUAAAUUCGAGCAAAUUGUUAAAAAUCAACGUUUCAGUCGUUUAAAAGUGUCAUAUUGCUGCUUCUGACUAUUGAAGUUGAAUCGACAAGUCCGCCUGAAAGGUUUGUUACAAUAAAAUACCAGAUUUAUUAUUAUUAUUUUUUUCAUAAUACCGAUUUUUUUCAAGGAAGAAUAAAUGGGGUCUAGAAGCGGAGAACCUUUUUUUCCUUGUAAAAAAAUUUUUCUGCGCUCUUCGACUCUUUAAAGAAGUCAUGAAUUCACCAGGAAUAUUUUUCAGAAAGAAAAAACGCUACGACUAUUUGUCACCGAAAUGCGAGCAUGAUGAGGUCGUCUGGGUCGGCAAUCGUCCUUUUUACAUUCUUUCCGAUGUCUUUUUUCUUGAAUAAAAAAAUGUCUCAUUCCAAUUUUCAGGUAAUUUCUACUCUUUCGCCCGUCUUCAGGAAGAUUAUCGCCAAUAAAGGGAUUUCAAAGAAGAGAAAGAACGGAAUCGUUUUGAGUGACGUCACCGAGAAAGAGUUCCGAAUUUUCAUGGAGUCCAUUCAUGGCGAUCAAGCACUUGUUAAUGGUUUUUUCAUAUUUUUAAUAACUGCCAAGUGAGGCUGUUGUAUUUGGAGGUUCAGAACUAUCUGAAAUUUUGACCCGAAAAAUUUGAUUUCCUAGAAUUCUGUGGUGCUUUUCUCUUAAAUUGCUCUAGUAAUUUACUAUGUUAAGUAUCAUCCAUCGUUCUUUGUAAAGCCUCGGGACGAGUCUUUUGUCCAGGGGUUGGAUGUAAUGGUUCUCCUUUUAACAUCGCAACAUUUCAUCAUGCUUUGUGAACAUGUGCCAAGAGAGGCGGCGCCUGAGGCACUCGCCCUCUCUAUUGAUUACAACAUCACUCUGGCAUGGCGCACUGCUAGCGUGCGCCACGAAAUAAAGAUUCAAGCCGAGUUCGCAUUAAAAUCCGCUACACAUUUAACCGGGAAAUGAGGGGAACAUUUUCCCGCGUUACAUGGAGGUCCCGGAUACUUCUGCUAUAUUCCAUCUAGCAGAAGGUGAACUUCUGUCUUCCCCUAUUCGACCUACGACAGAUAAUCCGGCCACACUGAUUGCUACCAGUUAUUCUAUUCUACUUCAAAGACUCUAUCUGGCACUCGCACGUUUUUUGGUUGGCGUACGAGACAUCUACGAAGUCGCACCUGAACAGAAGAAGAACACCCGGCGACUUGCGGUUUGGUCGGUUACGCAAGUACACUUAGUCUGUUCAUUUCCUUUAUCUCUGAUGUGUUUUUCUCAAAAAUUGGAAGUGAUAAUUUAAAAACCAAUUUCUGAUUCAAACUCUGUCUACAUAUGGGAUGAAUGUAACAGUUGUUAAUUGUACAGUUUGAGCGUGGCUGUCCUCAUAGAAAUUGUAUCACUGAAUAUCUUUAAAAAUCUGUCAUCAGAGACCUUAUUCAUUUCAAAUGUAAACUCUCUUUUUCUCAAAAUUGAAGUAGCAUCAGUUGUUAAGCGAACUUGGCAAGCCAAAGUCCGGCACAUACCAUCCGAUUUUUUUAUUUCACAUGUUCACUUGAGAACCAUUCUUUUUAAGAUCCUGAAGCCUCGAGGACGAGACUUUCGUCGACGCCCGGGAUGUGGUGCUUUUUCUCUUAAAUUGCUCUAGUAAUUUACUAUGUUAAGUAUCAUCCAUCGUUCUUUGUAAAAGCCUCAGGGACGAGUCUUUUUGUCCAGGGGUUGGAUGUAAUGGUUCUCCUUUUUAACAUCGCAACAUUUCAUCAUGCUUUGUGAACAUGUGCCAAGAGAGGCGGCGCCUGAGGCACUCGCCCUCUCUAUUGAUUACAACAUCACUCUGGCAUGGCGCACUGCUAGCGUGCGCCACGAAAUAAAAGAUUCAAGCCGAGUUCGCAUUAAAAUCCGCUACACAUUUAACCGGGAAAUGAGGGGAACAUUUUUCCCGCGUUACAAUUCAACAAAUUUUUGAUGCUUGUGCAAGGGCCGGCCCAUCAGCCUAUCGCAAAAGCUCUAGUUUACUUCUAGUCGAAUAUCAAGCUUUUUACAACAAAAAUCACGCUUUUUGUAAACAUUUUUCACUAAAAAAAUCAACAGAAACUAUGCACUAACAAGUAAAAAGAAGUUUUUCGUUGAAAACUUUUUUUGAUAUAUUUGAAACUUUAUCCGGAGCCUGGCCUGGUCCAAGCUCGCGCAGAUUCUCGUUCAAACUGAGGCGCAAAGCUCGGGACAGGCCGGCCCGGAACCAGCCUGACCCACAAGCGUGUUUGGCUCUUUAGGCUUAUAAAACGAAAAUUUUGAUAUUUAGACCCUUAAAAAUAAUUUCUACUAUGAAACUUCAUUUUACCCUUAAAGUACUGUUAGCACAAAUUUAGAGGAAAAUUUGAGCGGGAAAAUGACCAUUAUGUUUUGAGAUUGUGUUGCGAAAAAUGGUUUGAUAUUAAUUCGUGGACAAAUCAGCGUGAACCCUAGAGAGUUCACUUGGAUUUAGAAUUUAAAAAGAUACAUUUCACAGCUACACAUCAGUCGAGCCUCGAAGGAAUUUUGUUGAUAGUAAAUUUCCAGAAGGAAACAUAGAAACUCUUCUGAAGCUUGCCAAUCAAUUCGAUGCGGCCAUCGUCCUCCGAAUGUGCGAACAGUUCAUCCGUUCCGAAGAGGGCGACAAGAUUAGUUUCCUGAAACGCUUGAAUUGGGCUUCGAACUACGGGAUGGUCGAUCUUCAGGUUCAUUAUUUUAUUUUUAGCCAGUUGAAAUUCCCCUCUGUGCUCUUGUUCCUCCGGAAAGUGAUGCGAAUAGACUGAAAAGGAUGAUUUUCAGGCUGACCUGAUCGAGUCGAUCGAGAGUUUGGGCGCACUGGCCAGUCUCCGGACAAGUCCCGAUUGGCCUGAAACUAGCCAGACAGUGAAAACACAACUUUUGGAUGUCUUCUUCAACCUCUUCAAACCCACUUAUCUUUAUUGA